ACAAUGUUAUAUCGUUGUGAAGCCUGUUGGCCACUCGUUUGCAAUCGGCUAAAGGAGAACCUAUUCGGCUGCAACUGCUACCACUCAUUCACCAGGUUAUCAAGAGCCGUCCACGUGUACAACGACGCCAGAAUGGUGGGUCCCCUGACUCUGGUGCGUUGCAUCGACGUGUCGUACGGCAGGAGGUCGAAGCUUGCAUUGGCCCUCUGGUGGCGAACCCACAGAAAAAAAUUUAGCCUUCCAUCGCCGCCCCUAUAUAAAUCUCUCCUGCCACUGAUUCUAAGAAUGGAGGCGUACCCAUACUCUUUUGUCUCUGACACUUUGGUUCCAUAAACUCCCAUCAAUAAUUCUCACCCAAUGCUUUGACUUCAUAGUUCCACCUUCUUCUUCAAUCCCAUCUCCCAAAA
Messenger RNA from Cucurbita moschata (crookneck pumpkin), 407 nucleotides. RefSeq lists its product as uncharacterized. Bases 4 to 333 code for a protein of 109 amino acids. The record is from RefSeq and is a predicted model, not a curated record. NCBI's taxonomy places the organism in Eukaryota, Viridiplantae, Streptophyta, Magnoliopsida, Cucurbitales, Cucurbitaceae. The transcript has 3 exons.